This is a messenger RNA of Camellia sinensis, 987 nucleotides long. NCBI's taxonomy places the organism in Eukaryota, Viridiplantae, Streptophyta, Magnoliopsida, Ericales, Theaceae. The record is from RefSeq and is a predicted model, not a curated record.
AUGAUGAUGUGGUUAUACUUGAUGCAGGAAGGAAUAGCAGUGGGGAGAAGUUUUGCAAUGUUUAAGAAUUACCAUAUUGAUGGCAACAAAGAGAUGAUUGCCUUUGGUAUGAUGAAUAUUGCUGGUUCCUGCACUUCUUGCUACUUAACCUCAGGACCAUUUUCAAGGACAGCAGUGAAUUUCAACGCAGGAGGCAAGACAGCAGUGUCAAAUAUAGUGAUGGCAACAGCAGUAAUGAUAACACUGUUGUUCCUUACACCACUAUUCUAUUACACUCCGCUUGUUGUGCUUUCCUCCAUUAUUAUUGCAGCCAUGCUUGGCCUCAUCGAUUACGAAGCCGCCAUCCACCUUUGGAAGGUUGACAAGUUCGACUUCGUCGUCUGCAUUAGCUCCUACCUCGGUGUUGUCUUUGGUAGUGUUGAGAUUGGCUUAGUUAUUGCGGUAGUGAUAUCUUUGCUUCGGGUGGUGAUAUUCGUAGCAAGGCCAAGGACUUGUGUUUUGGGAAACAUUCCAAAAACCAUCACUUACAGAAGCAUUGAUCAGUACCCACUUGCUAACAGAGUUGCUGGAAUUCUCAUCCUUCAGAUCGAUGCUCCUAUUUACUUUGCCAACGCAAACUACUUAAGAGAAAGGAUCUCAAGAUGGAUCGAUGACGAGGAAGACAAGCUAAAAUCUUCUGAAAAAAUUGGGUUACAAUAUGUUAUAUUAGAUAUGAGUGCUGUAGGUAGCAUAGACACAAGUGGAAUUAGCGUGCUUGAAGAAGUCAAGAGAAACAUUGAUACAAGAGGUCUCAAGCUUGUACUAGCAAACCCUAGAAGUGAGGUGAUGAAGAAGCUGGACAAGUCAAAGUUCAUCGAAGCGAUUGGUCAAGAGUGGAUCUAUCUGACAGUUGCAGAGGCUGUAGGAGCUUGCAACUUCAUGCUUCACUCAUGCAAGCCAAACUCCAAAGCAGUUGAUGAAUCAACUGAGAAUGAUAACAAUGUAUGA